UAUGCAUCGACUAUUAAUGGCGCCGAAUAAAUUUGGGAGUGCAAUGCAGUAAAUCUUAUUUGCUUCGUUUGUACUAAUUGCAUUCGAUAUUUCAUUUGUAGUAGACAUUGUCUUUUUAAUAGACGCUGAUUCCCACCGCAAUAAUAAAUCAAGUAAUCGUACACGAAACACUUUUGACAUCAUUAAUUAGAGGAAUACAAUAAUUUUAACGUUUUAAAUAAAUUAUUUAUAUUGGUUGGUUUUUUCGAAGCAAGCUUUCUUUAUUUAUUCAAUAUAUGUACUUAUUUAUAUGUAAUUGAACUUGUAAUUGAAAAAUAAACACAAUUGCUACAACAAUCAUGUCCAAGCCAAAAGCAGGAUGCAAAAAGAACACAUAUCAGAUGCCAAAAAAGCUGAACCGGGGAACUAAAUUGGUUGACAACUUCAAAUGUGAGUGGAUUGUUGGCUCUUCAAUAGGAAAAGGAGGUUUUGGUGAGAUCUAUUGUGUCAGCAAAAAAGAUGAUAAAAUUAAGUCAGAAAAGGAUUUUGCUUACGUGUUAAAAAUUGAACCACAUCAGAAUGGGCCAUUAUUUGUGGAAAUGCAUUUUUACAUGCGAAACGCCAAAUAUGAAGACAUCAAUACUUUCAAAAUUUCGCGAAAAUUAGUAGAUCUUGGAAUCCCUCAUUUUGUGGGAAGUGGUUCACACGACAUAGAGGGCAUAAAGCAUCGAUUUAUUGUAUUGCCACGUUAUGGUCGAGAUAUUUGGAGUUUAUAUUUGAUUAAUGAUAAAUUGUUUCCAAUUCACACUGUUUGCCGCUUAGCACUACAAAUGAUUGAUGCCUUGGAAUAUAUUCACAACUGUACCUACGUACAUGGUGAUUUAAAGGGAGCUAAUAUGCUACUUAAAGGAGACUCACAAGUAUAUCUAGUUGAUUAUGGGUUAGCCAGCCACUACACAACUAAUAGCUUAUUUAAACCAGACCCCAAAAAAAUGCACAAUGGCACUAUCGAAUACACAAGCAUUGACGCGCAUUAUGGUGUUCCGACCAUGCGAGGAGACAUGGAAAUACUGGGAUAUAAUUUGAUACAUUGGAUUGGUGGACAAUUGCCAUGGGAAAGUUUCCUAAGUGACGUAAACAAAGUAAAGGAUGCAAAAGAAAAGCUGAAAAAUAGCGGAAAAGCUUUUGAAAAACAAUUUUCCAGCAAAACAAAGACACCUUCUUUUAUUCAAAAUUUUUUUAUGAAUACAUACUCCCUGAAGUUUAACGAGCAUCCAAAUUAUGACAAAUGUAGGAAAAUAUUUUUACAAGAAUUAAAAUAUCUUGGAAAAUCGAACGAGGGACCAUUACAAUUUGCACAGUCCGAUGUACAAAAAUCAGCAUCUCCGAAGAAAAAAUUGGCAACGUCAUCAACUCGCUCAUCUUCUACGCAGAACAAAACUGACAAUGUAAACGGAUCACAUAAAGUCAUAAAGGACACAUUGCAGUCAGCAUCAAAUGAAGGUACAAGUGUAACGUUGAGUACACCUUCAAAAGGUAAACUUUCAAAAUAUAAGAAAGUUUGUAACCUAAACAUAGAUCUGGACAUCAGUAUUGAUACAGAUGUAAUUGUUAAUGUACGCCGUCGAAACAAAGCUGAAAAUACUCACUCAGAUGAUGGUGUAUCAAUCGCUGUCGAUGCACAGGGAUCUAAUGGUAAAAUUGAUCAAGGUCCUGAGGUAUCUUCACGGAAACGUAAGCACAUAGCAAACUCCAGUGACGAAAAUAAGGCAAAAAAUUUACGCAAAAAUCAAAGUAUUCCGAAAGCCACAAUGCGGGCUGGAGAAUAUAAGGGAAAAAAGUCCAAACAGUAAAUGAUUUAUUUAUAAAUACAUAUAUAAAUCGAUUUUCUCAAUGAGAAAGUCUAUGAAAACUCAGUGAAAUAAACAAAAAUUUUCGAACUCUU
This is a messenger RNA of Culicoides brevitarsis, 1924 nucleotides long. RefSeq names its product serine/threonine-protein kinase VRK1 (gene ball). Gene Ontology annotation, molecular function: protein serine/threonine kinase activity; ATP binding. The transcript has 3 exons. Gene Ontology annotation, biological process: signal transduction; peptidyl-serine phosphorylation. Lineage: Eukaryota; Metazoa; Arthropoda; Insecta; Diptera; Ceratopogonidae. The record is from RefSeq and is a predicted model, not a curated record. The coding region runs from base 339 to 1832 and encodes 497 amino acids. Gene Ontology annotation, cellular component: cytoplasm; nucleus.